AGGACAGCGCCACCUGUGCCAUGGAUUUCCCAGGCCACUUUGAGCAAAUCUUCCAACAGCUAAACUAUCAGCGUGUCCACGGGCAGUUGUGUGACUGUGUGAUUGUGGUGGGUAGUCGGCACUUUAAGGCCCAUCGCUCAGUAUUGGCGGCCUGCAGCACCCACUUCAGAGCUCUGUUCACUGUUGCAGAGGGAGAUGCUAGCAUGAACAUGAUCCAGCUGGACAGUGAGGUAGUCACAGCUGAAGCGUUUGCUGCCCUGGUGGACAUGAUGUAUACCUCAACGCUGAUGCUGGGGGAGAGCAAUGUUAUGGAUAUCCUGCUUGCAGCCUCACAUCUGCAUCUCAACAAUGUGGUUAAGGCCUGCAAACACUACCUAACCACACGUACACUGCCUGUGUCCCCCUCGUCUGACAGACCCACUCACCUCCACCCUCAGCAGGACCAGUCGAGGCACAGGCAGCAGCAAGUGGCAGGGAAUCAGUCUCUAGCAGCAAAUGCUAACCUAGCAGCUAGCGCUGCCCCGUCUAAGCUACAGCGGUCCUUCCUCCUGCAACAGUUGGGGCUUAGCUUAGUGAGCUCUGCAUUAGGUGGAAUGGAGGAAGAAGGUGUGGCCAACAUAGCUAGCAGUAGAGGUGUUGAACAGAGAGCCUCCUUCCCCAUCCGGCGCUUCCACAAGCGCAAGGCCUCCCUCGCUCUGGGCUUGUCAGAGGAGAGACCCAGACAGAGACAGCGCCCCUCUGCUCCUUCCUUGGGUUUAUUGGGAGAAGGGGUGAACAGAGAUCAAGAGGAAGGAGCGCUACUGUCCCCAGACUCCCACAAGCUGGGGGAUGAAUCCAAAUUGGAUGCUACCCUUGUAGCAUUAUCCCAGGAUGAUCCUCAAAUGCCUAGUCAGUCUGACAGUGGACACUGUGAGGAGAGGCUGCAGGGAGGGGUGGGAAAGGAAGAGGACAUGGAAGAUGGGGAACACCAGAACAACAGAGCAGGAGUGAAGAUAAAGUCAGGAAGAGAGGAGGAGGAGGAGAUAGAAGAACAGGAACAGAAGGUGGUGGUUAAACGGGAGCCACUGAGCUCACCAGAGCCCAUUGAUGAAAUCAGUGACGUGACCUCCCAGGCUGAAGCCAGUGACCCAGCUGAGCCUGGAGGUCAAGAAGAGGAGGAGAAAGUGGAGCUGAGCCCAGAGAGCAGUGACCGCAGCUUCAUCUCUGAGCCCCAGCCCAGUUCGGAAGCUCUGCUCCAGUCUGGCUCCCAGCAGCUCCUCAGCAGCAGCAGCAUGGGGGCGGGAGCUGGAGCCGGAGGAGGUUUUGGGUGUAAUAACACCCUGAAUGGCAAACCCAGCUUUAAUAUUUCAAGCUUUCUCAGCCCAAAUGAGUUUGGAAGCGGUGGUGCUGGGAUGGUUCCGGGAGAAGAUGAACUUCCCAACACAACAACUGGUGAUACCGUCCCACAUCACUUCUUACUGAGACAGCAAGGUGCUGGACCAUCUGGCUCCACCCCCUCUUCACUUCUGCAGUCUGGACCACUGAAUGGGGAGGGUCGAAGUGGUUUUGAAGAGAACCUGCAGGGAGAUUCUCUCUUUCUGCGGCCCUUGCAUGAUGGGCUAGGGAGCCCCAGAGGAACUGGGGGAAGUGGUAAUGGGGGACGUGGAGGAGUAGAUCCCUUUGGUCUGGACUUUCAGCGCUCAGGUCUGGGGCUCCACGGCAUGGGACGAGCUUCACGAGGGCUAGAAGGAACUGCCGCUGCUGGUUUGAGCUAUCCAGGCUACCGACGUAUUGUUCCAAAAAUGGGCUCUGGUAUGGGAAUGGAGGGAGGACUUAGCGGUGUUCUCCAGAAUGUUGCCUCCUCAUCCUCUUCGACCUUGGCGAGUCCGCUUCUUCGCAACGAACCUGCUGGUUAUGAGAUGAACAGUGGCAGGCCCACCUCCCUCCCCCCUCAACUGACCCGAGCUUCGGCAGAUGUGCUGUCUAAGUGCAAGAAAGCUCUGUCCGAGCACAACGUUCUGGUGGUUGAAGGAGCUCGAAAAUACGCCUGCAAGAUAUGCUGCAAAACCUUUCUUACCCUCACUGACUGCAAGAAACACAUCCGUGUCCACACAGGAGAGAAACCUUACGCCUGUCUCAAGUGUGGGAAGCGGUUCAGCCAGUCCUCUCACUUGUACAAACAUUCCAAGACAACCUGCCUUCGCUGGCAGAACAGUAACAUGUCCACUGCUCUGCUGUGAGACAGGAAUAACCAUGUAUAUCACAGAGGAGAAGCAACAGGAUAAUUGUGCCAAGAGUCCAAUCAGCUGAACAUCUGCACAUUGUUUAAAGAUCCACAGUUGUUUCAGUUUUUCUGAAGCUAUGACAGAGCAGUCAGAUCUGUUUCAGAGUUUGGUCUGAACUAACAAGCCCUACUUACAGACCAAAGAUGGCUCCGCUGUAAGUAACCAGCUUUUCAUUUCGAGGGUAGAAACUGUCAUAGCGGCUAACAGUUUUAAUUGUCAAGUAAUCUGCAGAUUAUUGCACAGCAAAGUGAUUAUACAAAAAAAUAAAGUGUUUUCCAGAACUAUGUCUGAAAGUAUCUCAUCAACCAAACCAUA
Thalassophryne amazonica is the source of this 2579-nucleotide messenger RNA. Its product is annotated as zinc finger and BTB domain-containing protein 5. Bases 21 to 2219 code for a protein of 732 amino acids. Gene Ontology annotation, cellular component: nucleus. Gene Ontology annotation, biological process: regulation of transcription by RNA polymerase II. The record is from RefSeq and is a predicted model, not a curated record. NCBI's taxonomy places the organism in Eukaryota, Metazoa, Chordata, Actinopteri, Batrachoidiformes, Batrachoididae. The transcript is spliced from 4 exons. Gene Ontology annotation, molecular function: protein binding; DNA-binding transcription factor activity, RNA polymerase II-specific; RNA polymerase II cis-regulatory region sequence-specific DNA binding.